Molecule: messenger RNA, 836 nt
Organism: Zea mays
Lineage: Eukaryota; Viridiplantae; Streptophyta; Magnoliopsida; Poales; Poaceae
Exons: 1
Coding region: 195-596 (133 amino acids)
Source: RefSeq, marked validated
ACACGGCACGACACGAUCGUGGUUGGUGUUGGUUACACGCGCCUAUAUCGCCGGUUCGGCCGCACGUCCGCCUCCUCCUCUCCUCCCCUCUUCUCACUCAGCUCACCAGUGCUCGCUCACCUUUCCCCUCCCUUUCCUUUCCUUUGCUUUCCUAUCCUUGUGCCCUCGAACUCGAAUCGGAAACCCAGCCAGCCAUGUCGUACUACGGCGACCGGCGCGCGGAGUCGUCGAUCGUGGAGGCGUUCACGCUGUCGCCGCUGCCGUACCCGGUGAUCCUGGUGCUGCUGAUGGUGACGCUGCUGCUGGGCGCCUCGUGGUUCUUCACGUACGACGACUUCAUCGAGGAGGCGUCGCAGCAGCUGAGCUGGGCGCUGCUGGGCGUGCCCAUCGCGCUCGUCCUCCUCAUCCGCUGGAUCUCCUCCGUCGACUCCUUCGAGGGCUACCUGGGCUUCUACCCGAGGGAGAGCCGCUGGAAGGGCCGCUACGAGCGGGGCCCCGCCGAGGGCAGCUCGCCCUGGGGCGUCGCCUUGCUCGUCCUCCUCCUCCUCGUGCUCGCCAGCUUCCACUCCACCAUCCACGACAUGUGGGGGCCGUGAACGGCCGGAUGUGGGUCCUGCUCCUGUUCGAUUCCACGCGCGCACGUAUGCGAUUGUACUGCUGGUUGCUGCUUGAUCGAUCGAUGGAUCGAUGAUUCCAUGUACAUAUUUGAUAGGGGGAUGCUGCUGCUAGGCUAUUAGCUGCAGGCUAUAGAGUUUGAGGGUGAUAUACUUAUCAGUUUGCUGCCUGUAAGACUGGUUUUGGUUUUGCUAUAAUCGUGAUGUAUUCAGAUGUACAGU